Molecule: messenger RNA, 1979 nt
Organism: Lycium barbarum (goji berry)
Lineage: Eukaryota; Viridiplantae; Streptophyta; Magnoliopsida; Solanales; Solanaceae
Exons: 3
Coding region: 428-1495 (355 amino acids)
Source: RefSeq, a predicted model, not a curated record
AGUUUGAGCAUUUUCUCACAAAAGGAACGUGGGAGCAAUUUCAUUUUCCUUCCAUCCUCUUUUGGCUCCAACAAAACAAAGAGAAUGAGAGAGAAGAAAGAAAUGGAUCCAUUGUGAAAAAAACCGUUAAACACGAUAUCCUCUUUGUGUGACACUUUUUUUUUUCUGUUCAGUUUAUACGCAGUUAUUAUUAUUAUUAUUAUACGUUUGAAAUGGAAGCAGCAGCUGUUUCAGUGGUAGACAAGCUAAAAUCCUUUGUAAAAUCGACCCAAGAUUUCGCUAACGGCAUUUUCAACGGCCGUGAGACUUCUAAUCGCCGCAAUCCGGUAGCAACAAGCUGUAUGAUGGCGCCUUACAGCUCUUCCAAUAAUGUCAUUUACAGAUUGAGAUCUUGAAGAGAUUGCAGCGAGAAUCUUUUUCAGAUAUUAUGAAGCUAAGAGACAGACAAGAGAAGGUGGAACGAGUGCUUGCUUUCUAUAAAUCUUCCAAAGGAAGUCCAUUCGAAGAAGGUACCACUCAUGUAAGGGGAGAAUUUGAUGCUGUUGGUGCACUGUUGAUGAUCGGUACCAUCGAUGAAUCCAAGCGCAAUGCAAUUGAAAGAGCAAUUAGGACUGGUAUUGAUUCUAGGCUGACUUUUGAAACAGCUCUCCGUGAAAAGGACACACUUGUAGCUGAGUUUGUUGGCAGUGAAAGAGGCCAAAUGAAUGUCCUGGGCAGUCCACUUUCUUUAGCAAAAGUUCUUUAUGCAGCAACUAUUAGUGAUUGGUUCUCCGCUGUUGCCAUUCCAGUUGGUGGUCGAUGUAGAGAUGUUGCGGUACCUACAAAUUCACGUGAGGAAAGGGGAAUGACCGAUUAUUCAUCAUUUGGACCGCCCUUGCUGAAUCAACUAAAUGGUAGUGCAAUCGCUAUGAUGGUAAGAAAGUCAAAUACUGUUGCCUCCUUGGCUCAGUUUGUCUCUGCAUUGCCACACUCUGGUAGACUUUUGUAUGGUUUUGGCACUUUUGGUCAAGUUGUUUGCCAACUUUCAAACAGUACAAAACUAUCCAUCUUGGGCAUACACAAGGUGGCUUAUCUGUCAAGUCAACAGCUUAGACUCCCAGCUAUGGCUUUGCCUAUUGAUAUUUUACAAUGGUCAGGGCAUUCUGGGGCGUCCUUGGAGGAAAAUGGCUUCUUAGAUGGGUCACUCGCUAUGACGCUGGAGUCGGAACUUGAUGAAAGUAUAAGAAUUGGUGGUUGGGUAGAGAUGAAAAGAUCGAAUCCUAAAUAUUUGCAGUGGGCGGUUACCAUGUCUGAUACCUCUGAGGAUGAUUUUGGGUGGGGUUUGAGCCUUGGUGGUUUGCUACAAGGUCCAAGAAAUUGGGACCAUUUUCAGGUUGAAAGCUUUCUAAAUUUUAACUUAGGAAAGAAAUGCAAGAUGCAACCAGGUCUUCUCUAUGUGAUGGAUGGAGCCACUCGGUUUCCUGCACUGAUGUUUCGCACUAAUUGGUCCCUGUGAAGCGCGCAAACUGACUCGAACAUUUACUGCAUUGAUGUUUCACACGAGUUGGUCCCUGUGAAGCGCACAAGCUGACUCCAACAUUUACAUAAAAAGAACUAGUUGGUCCUGUGAACAAUCUCAAACAUAAAUACCCAAACAUUGUUGUCUGCGCUCAGCAACAGUACUUUUAGUAACCAAUUUUAUUAGUCCAACCAGUUAUAGAACCCAAGCUUUGCUUUAGUCCUAUAACCUGGUUGGCCAAUCUUUUAGAAUUUAUUUAUUCUAAAAAAUACUUUUCGUCAAAUGAUAUUUGAGAAAAAAAUAUUUGAUAGAGUAGCGGUCUAUGUUUGGCUAAUUAAUUUUACACUAUUGUUGUACAGUUAGAGAAGUAAGUUUGUGAGACUUUGGGGUCAUAAAUGUGUUUUCGACAACGCAUGCAAUUAGCUUUUAUCCAUAUUGUGGGGAUAGUUGGAAAUUUUAAAUUUACUUCUGUUUUCUUUUC